Molecule: messenger RNA, 3418 nt
Organism: Xenopus laevis (African clawed frog)
Lineage: Eukaryota; Metazoa; Chordata; Amphibia; Anura; Pipidae
Gene: rhbg.S
Product: Rh family B glycoprotein (gene/pseudogene) S homeolog
Exons: 10
Coding region: 202-1584 (460 amino acids)
Biological process (GO): ammonium transmembrane transport; ammonium homeostasis
Cellular component (GO): plasma membrane; basolateral plasma membrane; cytoplasmic vesicle membrane
Molecular function (GO): ammonium channel activity
Source: RefSeq, a predicted model, not a curated record
AAGUGGGUGUGAGUUUGUGGGACAGGCAAGUCUUAUUACAGGGCGGGAGCAAGAAACAAGAUUUUGCUUCGAAAAGAGAAAAAAAACAAACCAGCCCAGGAGUGAUGUGAUUCUAUUUGUUACCCUCACUCCUUCAUAUCUGUCCUGUGUGGGCCAGACUGGUCCCUUCCCUGCCGGCUCCUAUACACUAAACCUGCCAAAAUGACCAGCUACUCCACCAACAUGAGGAUUAAGUUGCCCUUAUUCUGCCUCCUCCUCCAGUUCAUCACUAUCAUCCUCUUCGCUGUAUUCGUGCGAUACGACCACGAGUCCGAUGCCAGGGGCUGGCACGAAGAACUGAACAACCACAGCUCCUCCAACGCUGACAACGACUUCUACUAUCGCUACCCAAGUUUUCAAGAUGUCCACGUGAUGAUCUUCAUUGGCUUCGGUUUUUUGAUGACGUUCCUCAAGCGCUAUGGUUUCAGCAGCGUGGCCUUUAACUUCCUCAUCGCAGCUUUUGGCCUGCAGUGGUCAACCCUCAUCCAAGGCUUCUUCCAUGGCUUCCAUGAUGGCAAGGUUCACGUUGGUAUAGAGAGCAUGAUUAAUGCUGAUUUCUGCACUGGAGCCGUCCUCAUCUCCUUCGGGGCAGUACUAGGGAAGACCAGCCCAGUCCAACUGAUCAUAAUGACCCUGGUUGAAGUGACCCUAUUCGGUAUCAAUGAAUAUAUCAUUCUAAACAUUGUCGGGGCUAAGGAUGCUGGUGGAUCAAUGACCAUACACACUUUUGGAGCCUACUUCGGCCUGAUUGUUUCCAGAGUGCUGUAUAGAGAGGACCUGGAGAAGAGUCGGCAGAGGGAAGGGUCUGUCUAUCACUCUGAUCUCUUUGCUAUGAUUGGGACCAUCUACCUUUGGAUGUUCUGGCCCAGCUUCAACUCUGCCGUCACAGCUCAUGGAGAUGACCAACACCGCACUGUAAUGAACACGUACUACUCACUUGCUGCCUGUACCCUGGCCACGUUUGGUUUCUCAGCUCUGCUUAACGGGGAAGGAAAACUGGACAUGGUUCACAUCCAGAAUGCUGCCCUAGCAGGGGGUGUUGCAGUUGGAACCUCUGGUGAAAUGAUGCUGACCCCCUUUGGUGCCAUGAUUGCAGGGACACUCGCUGGCAUGAUCUCUGUCCUUGGAUACAAAUACCUAACUCCAGUUCUAGACUCCAAGCUGAAGAUUCAAGAUACCUGUGGGGUGCACAACCUCCAUGGAAUGCCAGGAAUCCUGGGGGCAAUCAUUGGAGCUAUUGUGGCGCUCUUCGCAACGGCAGAUAUCUAUGGUGAUGGGAUGGGUGACGUCUUCCCAUUGAUUUCUGAUGGCAGUCGCACAGCCAAGCAGCAAUCUCUCUACCAGUUCCUGGCACUGCUGGUAGCUUUGGGAUUUGCCAUCAUUGGAGGAACUGUUGUAGGAUUCAUUUUGAAGUUGCCAAUCUUUGGAACUCCCUCUGAUGCCGAAUGCUUUGAAGAUGCAAUUUACUGGGAGGUACCAGGAGGAGAGGGGCACCAACAACUGACUGUUGUGGUUAACAACGAGGACCCAGAUACUCAAGCGUAAAUUUGCCCUGAAUAAAUGAAAUGUUUCCAUACUUCUUCCAUGGUUCCAGAGUGGUCUUCAUGGCUGUUGCUUCACUACUGCCAAUUGCAGCAGCUGCCACGGAACAUCAUCAUCCUCUUGGUGCUAUCAAGCUGAACCUCAGAUGAGAACUUUCAAGGAUUAAACAAUUUUUCAAUUUGCCACCCCUCCCCUACCUACCACCUUACCCGAAUGUUAGACAGAGCACUGUGUACAUUGUGCAGCUUCUACAAUCAGCAGAGCCUUCUUGUCCCUCGAGAAGAAGCCAACUACUAUGUUAUGUGUGUUAUAUAUCCUCUAUAUGAGCUCAACUUUACUGGUGCAACCAACUGCAGCUCCAAAGUAUUUAACCAAGAAAAGGACACUAGGAACUAACCAUUUUUUAUGUUUGUUUUUUUAUUGCUGUACACUUUUAUGAAAAUGAAAUUAGUGCAGUUUGUAGGCACUGUUAAAAUCUCUAAUACACGCAACUUGUUGUCUCUUAUGGAAACAUCAGUGGGAUGUUAUACAUACAGAAGGGUGCUGGGGAUACUUGGGUAAUAAGAAGCAAGAUGGCACAUGAUGCUCUUUUGGAUGGUACCCUGGGCUUGUGGGAUUUUUAUGGAAGGCGAGGGGCACAAGGCUAGUUAUUCAAGUAUUUUGGGGGUACCCAACAUAUUGUACCCCAUCAAUCUUCAAUUCUCUAUUAAGCUUUGCUGUGCUUUAUACAAAAAAAGAGUUUAAAGCUAAACAAAGGACCUAAGAAUAUAGAUUCUCAACUAUGGUUUCUCCUUCAAAGGUUAGAUGCUCAUGACUUUACCCUCUAUACAGCCAUCUUCCCCUAUACAAUAUCACAUAUAUCUAUAUAAGUGUGUGUGUAUUCAGUUGCCAUCAGAAGAGCCUGACACAUACACAUUGUCCUGCUCAUGGACUUCCCAGUGGUGUUUUUCUGAGAAACUCAGAGCCUUUGAAACAUAUUGCUGGACCAUAAGGCACCUAGGCAGAUUGGCAGAAUAGAGAUGCACCACUGAGUCAAGCUGCCAAUCACAUUCAGGGAUUCUCUACCAGUCACAUUCUCCAGGCAUGAGCCAAGGGUAUCUCAUAUUAUACCUUCCAUAAUUUCCUGAUAUAUAUAUGGGGAAGUUUUAAACAGCACUUGACCAAAGAACAUCUCCAGUUCAUACUCAACCAUGACCCAACCGAGUCCCAUCCAAACUCCACCAAGGUUGGAAUAAGCUCUUCCCUUUUUCAUGUCUGGGUUACUGGGCAGAUCAGUUCCUAGCUUAAUAAAACAAUGGAAGGAGGAUUGCACUCAUACAUCAUAUCUAAAGGUUACAAUAAGGCUGCACAUUUUAAAGCCUUUGUCGUUCCUAAAACAGAGUAAAAGAUAUUAAAAACAGGAAAUGUUUAGAUAAAGAUUUAGACCGUUUUGGGACUAAAGUAAUAAUUGUCACAAAGUUUGCACCAGAUAUUGUAACCCCUGAGCAACCAAUCAGAUGCGGGCCUUCAUACAGGUGACCAGUAAGAUGCUACCAGUUGCUUGGUUGCUAUGGGUUACAAGACCCUGUGCAUGGGUCCUAAUGUGCUGUGUUUGCUCUCCUGACCCCCCUCCCCCAACAUACUAUGUGCCACCCCCUUUAUUAAAGCAAGCAUAUAGGCUGUACAGAUAGAAUAGAUAGCGUUAUUAUGACAUAUAUACAGUUUUAAUAGAAGAUAUUUAGGUAGGUAGAUAUUCUAAACUGACAUGUCAUGGACAUAAAGACAAGUGUGAUGUUUUCUCGGCUAAUGUGUAUUUCUUGUUUUUUUUUCCCCAUUAAAAAUGAUAUCUAGUUCUUUC